Rattus norvegicus (Norway rat) is the source of this 459-nucleotide messenger RNA. Lineage: Eukaryota; Metazoa; Chordata; Mammalia; Rodentia; Muridae. The record is from RefSeq and is a predicted model, not a curated record.
AUGUGGAGUGGGCUUCAGAAGAGACUGUGGCAACAUCAUGGUCCCAAUUUUUCACUAUAUAUACAUGAAAUUUGGAGACGAGCAGAGCUCAGCAGAGCCUUCACACACUGGGAUGUGGCUACAGAGUUAAUUAUGGAUAUCAAUCCUUUGCACUUAAGUGAAGACUUUGAAAAACACAUCAAGUUUAGAAAGAUAAUUUUGCAUGGAGCUUCGGUAAGUGGACUUAUUUCAGCUUUUCUGGGCACAAAAAUGCUUGGGUCAGGCUGUGUGUUUCUUUCCCAGGAAUUUAAAUUCCCAGUUCCUUUAUAUAUUGGAGAAGUGGUUUUAGCAUCGGCAGAAGUGGAAAGGUUGAAGCAGUCUGUUGCUGUUGUUGCAGUGUCCUGUUGUGUAAUAGAAAGUAGGAAGAAAGUUAUGGAAAGCUGGGUUAAAGUUAUGUUCCCAGGAGCUCCUAGAUCCUGA